AUGAUCGGUACCACCACUGACGAGCCAAUUCACGUGCUCGAUCUGCCCCAGAUCUACCGGAAGCCCUCGGGGACCGAUCUCCUCAAGGCACUUGCCUUGUUGGCUUUGCAGCCGCGCACUUUCGGUACCAGUGCGGAGGCUGUCAAGGGCCCCUCGGUCCAGCCGGCGGGGGUGACGAGGUAUCUCACCCAGAUCAUCUCCAGCCCGCUGUCAUGGCUGGAGACGGAUGAAUUGCGUGAGGCUGUGUGGGACGCUGCGGGAGCUCGUCUGAGUGAACGGUCUGGUCGUACUGCCAUGCCGGCCAUGUCGCGCAUCUUCAGCAUUCCCACGUCUUCCGGUGACGACUAUACGCUCACUUUGCACGAACCAUCUCUCACCUCUGACAACCUGGGCAUGAAAACUUGGGUGUCAUCCUACCUCCUAUCCCGCCGACUGCACAAACUGCUCGAGUCUCCGCCCGAACUCGUCCCCGCUGGUUCGACUGAUCCCUCGACCACAUCAUCCCAGGAAAAGAAGCCACUUCGAGCUCUUGAACUGGGUUCUGGAACCGGCCUCGUUGGCUUGUCCUUUGCGGCGUUAAAGGGCAAAUCAGCCACGGUUCACUUGACCGAUCUCCCAGAGAUCGUGCCAAACUUGGCCCACAAUGCCGCUCUGAACGCUGAGCUGCUCAACAAGACUGAGGCUAACGUGACCACCGGCGUACUAGAUUGGUCCGUGAUGCCCACACCGCUGCCCACCGCAGAAGAGCGAUUUGAUGUGAUCCUCGCCGCCGAUCCGUUGUACUCACCCAACCACCCCAAAUGGUUGGUGGACACGAUUGCGCCAUGGUUGAGUAAGGGUUUGGACGCCCGUGUUGUUGCAGAGAUGCCGCUGCGCGAUGCAUAUCUCCCUCAGGUGCAAGAGUUCCGACAGCGCAUGACUGAUCUGGGCCUCGCCGUUGUUGAAGAGGGCGAGGAGAUCGGGUACGAUGAUUGGGAGAGUUCGGAUGGCGAUGCACUGGCUGUGAAGUGCUGGUGGUCCGUCUGGGGAUGGAGCGAGCAAGUAUGA
This is a messenger RNA of Penicillium cataractarum, 1047 nucleotides long. Its product is annotated as S-adenosylmethionine-dependent methyltransferase. NCBI's taxonomy places the organism in Eukaryota, Fungi, Ascomycota, Eurotiomycetes, Eurotiales, Aspergillaceae. The transcript is spliced from 3 exons. The coding region runs from base 1 to 1047 and encodes 348 amino acids. The record is from RefSeq and is a predicted model, not a curated record.